CCGCGCGCCCCCCGAAGAGCCCGGCGAGCCGCAUGGCUGCUGGCUGCGCGGCGGUGCUGCGGCCCCAGGCGGCCUCGGAGAGGCCCGCGGCGGGUCAGGCCGGGGCUGUGCCCUGCCUGGAGCUGCCGAGCUACGCCGCGGCCUGCGCGCUGGUGAGCAGCCGCUACUCGUGCCUGGUGGCCGGCCCGCACCGCAGGCACGUCGCCCUGUCGCCGCGCUACCUGAGCCGGAAGCGCACGGGCAUCCGCGAGCAGCUGGACGCCGAGCUCCUGCGCUACUCGGAGAGCCUUUUGGGUGUCCCUAUUGCAUAUGAUAACAUCAGAGUUGUGGGUGAGCUGGGAGAUAUUUAUGAUGACCAAGGACAUAUUCAUCUCAACAUCGAAGCAGAUUUUGUUAUUUUCUCCCCUGAACCGGGACAGAAGUUAAUGGGUACCGUUAAUAAAGUAUCUUCCAGUCAUAUUGGCUGUUUAGUACAUGGGUGUUUUAAUGCCUCUAUCCCUAAGCCUGAGCAUCUGUCAUAUGAAGAGUGGCAGAACUUGGAGAUAAAUGUUGGCGAUGAACUGGAAUUUGAUGUAUUUCGUUUAGAUUCAGAUUCUGCUGGUGUAUUCUGCAUUCGAGGAAAACUAGAUACCACAAGUUUGCAACUUAAGAGCUCUGCAGUUUCUGAAGAUGUAACAGAAAUUGGCAUUGAAGAAGUUGCUGAAAAAACUUCAAAGAAAAAAAAGAAGAAAAAAGACGCAGGAACAGCAGUCAAUGGUGUCACAGAACUAGCAAAUUGUGCAGAUGUCACUCCAAAGGAAGAAACAGACCUACUGUGUGGUGGUUCUGUGAAUGACGUCUGUGAAGAAGAGCCAAAGAAGAAGAAAAAGAAGAAGAAAAGGCACCAGGAAGAUCAGGACCCUGUUUUCCAAGCCAGUGACUCCAGUGGCUACCAAAGUGACCAUAAGAAGAAAAAAAAGAAACGGAAACACAGAGAAGAGAUUGACUCUGCGUCACCUAAGAAGAGAUAGUGACUGUCUCUUGCAUUUUGACAUACUUACAUACAAUACGGUAUAGGUGAUUAAAUGCUGUGUAGAUACAUGAGAAGGUCACAAACACUUGUUAUUGGAGAGUUUUGUACUACAAUCAUACAUGUGACUAUAUAAAUUUUAGCUAAUACUGAUAGGAUUAAAGUAUCUUUUUAUUACACAGUGUAAAAUGUUAACAACUGCUUUCCACUCCUGUCUCAGAUGUUAACACUCUCUAUAAAAUUCUGAAUUCUCAGUAUUUGCCAAAGAACUUUGUAAUACUUUCAGUUUUUUUUCUGAUAAUAAAUUUUGCUCUUAUUUA
Molecule: messenger RNA, 1329 nt
Organism: Mesocricetus auratus (golden hamster)
Lineage: Eukaryota; Metazoa; Chordata; Mammalia; Rodentia; Cricetidae
Gene: Polr1f
Product: RNA polymerase I subunit F
Exons: 4
Coding region: 33-1010 (325 amino acids)
Biological process (GO): DNA-templated transcription; DNA-templated transcription initiation
Cellular component (GO): RNA polymerase I complex
Source: RefSeq, a predicted model, not a curated record